CAGGUCCUCUUUAUAAACAUGGCCGUUAAGUCCUUACAGCAUCAGGUUCUGCGUUUGUCUGUAUCAGUUAGACAUUCAGGAAGUCCCUGAGGGUAGCUAGUGCAGUAACAGGUGGAAAGAAAAUGUAGACAUUCGACCGACGCAUAUGCAUUAUUUUUCCGUUCUUUUAUAUCUGCGUGGGAACAACAUUUAUAAACUUCAUAAAGUACUUUAUGCUAGCUAGCUAGCGAAGCUAACACCGACGUCUCAACGUUAACUCCUGUCAACUUUUCCCAGCUACAUAAUCUGCUCCCUGACAGUUUAUCGACAUGGAGGAGUGCCGUCGUGCGCCUGGCUCGUCUCGAUGAAUAUUUUACACAGGGAGGUGUCGGAUUUACUCAGCUGACUAAACUUUAUUGAAGGCUCCUUUUGGGUUGUUGUUUUUUUCCACUGGAAACAGCCAACUGCUGAGGGCGGACAUAAACAAUGUUUUCUGUCAAACCCAUGAAACCAACCUUCAAGAGUUAUCUUCCUCCCGUUCAGACUGAUGUGAAGAAAACUUUUGAACCACCUAUUAAAAAGCUGGAGCCAAAGUUACUUCAAGGGGAGAUUGUAGUUAAUGAAGUGAACUUUGUGAGGAAAUGCAUCAGCGCUGAGAGCAGCCAGGACGACCUUUGGGGGAAGUUGAUCUGCACCAACUUCAAGGUCUCCUUCAUCCCUCAAGAUGCCUCUUCCAAACAGAAGUCCCAGCUGUCCCACCUCCUGCUUGGAGAUCACGACAUACCCCUCACCUGUCUGGAGCAAGUAGUAACAGUUAAUGAUACAAAAGGGAAGAAGAAAGUGUUGGGGUCAAACCAGAAGCUGAAGUUUAACCCGACGGAGCUCAUCCUCUACUGCAAAGACCUGCGCAUCAUAAGGUUCUGCUUUGGCGAGGCUGGGCCUGAGGGGGCCAAAAAGGUUUGCCUUGCUAUUGCCCACUAUUCCCACCCAGCUGAUCUUCAACUGCUGUUUGGCUUUGAGUACCAAGGGCGGCGCUAUCAUGAAUCUAAAGGGGAGCGAGUCAAUGGUUCCACCCCACGUGAAGGAUUACGGACCCCCAUAUUUGACCGCCCCUCGGACCUGGAUCGGGAGAUCAAGAGAACAGGAGCAUCAGAGUGGAGAGUGUGCUCCAUCAACGAGGGCUUUGCCAUCUCACAAAGUCUCCCAGAGUACAUUGUGGUCCCGGUCUCUCUGGCAGACGAGGAUCUAAAGAAGUAUUCCGUAUUCUUCACUGACCAGCGCAUCCCUCUCUGGUGCUGGAAUCAUCCAAAUGGAAGUGCUCUGGUCCGCAUGGCCGUCAUAAGUGAUCCAUUGCAGCAGAGGAGGAUCGAUCAGAAGGUCUUCACUGCCAUCACAAAAAGCCACCCACAGCGCAGUGAAGUCCUCAGGUCAGAUCUGGACAAGUGUCUGCCCAACAUCCAGGACAUCCAGAGUGGUUUUGUCAAAGUCAGGCAGAUCUGCGUCAUAGAUCAUUUUGAGGAGUCAGACGAGAGGUGGUUCUCAUCUAUUGAAAACUCAAGAUGGCUGGAGUAUGUGAGGGCUUUCCUGAAGCACUCAGCAGAGAUAGUGUACCAGCUGGAUGGAAAGAAUGCUUCAGUCAUUCUUCAAGAGGAGGAGGACAGAGACCUGAACUGUGUGGUGUCCUCCCUGGUGCAGCUCAUGUUGGACCCUCACUAUCGCAGCCUCGUUGGCUUUCAGAGUUUGGUGCAGAAGGAGUGGGUGAUGGCUGGCCAUCGCUUCUUAGACAGAUGCAACCACUUAAAGAAGAAUGACAAAGACGAGUCCCCGCUGUUCUUGCUGUUCCUGGACUGCGUGUCGCAGAUGAUGAGCCAGUACCCGGCAGCGUUCGAGUUCACAGAGUCCUAUCUGACUGUCCUGAGUGACAGCAUGUGGAUCCCACUCUUCAGUACUUUCCUCUUCAACUCUUCCAAACAGCAAGCUAAGCACUUGAUGGACUUUGCCAAGAAUAAAGCCAUCCCUCACGGAGAAGACCAGGUUGUGUACUUCCCUCCGGUUUGGGACUGGUCGCAGCAGUUCUCCCCCAAAGACCAAACCCUCUUCAACAACCCCAUGUACGUCGGCAAAGGAGCGGCCUGCGUUCAGAAUGGAGAAGUGAAGACCUUCAGACGCACAAAGAAGGCGUACAGCCACACGCUGCGAGGGAUGCCUGCGUCUCUGCGCAAUGGGACGAAGGUCGGGGAAGACACGUUGACCCGGCGGGGCUCCCUGGUGUCGGAGCUGAGGUCUGAUUUCUCCCCCGUUAAAGACGAAAGCCCGUCGGAGCGCUUCUUCAGAGACUGGUUCUCUCGCCCCACGGACCAGCAGGGCCUCCUCAUCCCGCUGCUCGUGCCCUCGCACCUCGCUCUCUGGAAGCUCUACUUCCUGCGCUGGGUUCCUGAAGCCUGCAUCCCCAAAGGAGGCCCCGUCACCGCUUACCGCAAGCUCUCCCAACUGGUCGACGAAAUUGAGAUUCUGCAGAACCGGCUCAGGCAGUAUAAAGGACGUGGUCCCGGCAACGGGCCUCUCCCCAGCCCAAGUGGGCCCCUCUCAGACCAAAGGAGGAUGUAUUUUAAGGCCAGUUCCCCACAUGACCCCCCUUCACCUUCUGACGUCCUUACCUCCUCCUUCCCCUUCUCUCCAACGGGUAACCUGUGUCGCGGCGGUAACCAUGGGACCCCCAUUAGCAAAUUCCUGAACGGGGCGAGGAUCUGGCUCUCUACGGAGACUCUGAACGACACUGUCUGAAGAGGGGGAGGGGGUUUGUGUAACAAUAAACCUUCUUAUUUUAUUUUUCCUCUUUCUUUAAUACUAAGAAGGAAAAUGGAAAAAAUUAAACUUUGGAUUUCUGAUAUAUUAAUUAUUUAUAAGCUAGCAGUAGCACGAUGCUGCAUUGAAAUCUGAGGUCCUUUCUAGCCUGAAGCGCCCUCUAUAGGACUGAAUCCUUAAUCACCAUUACAGCAGAGGAAAUUAGAUGAUCUAAAGCACAUCCUCCUUAUUGGCCAAGGAGUUGUUGUUGUUGUUGUUGUGAGGUCUCCUGACUGCGAAAGAUUGUAAUACAAAUUGUUUUAAUAUAAUUAUUUUUUGGAUCUUCUUGCGGUCUUUCUCGAGAUUAGUUGGAUGACUGCUCUUUUCUGUUGAGCGUCCUGUACGACCAGAAUGAAGAGCGCUUUUGGAGAUGUUUAUAUUGAGUUGAGAGCCUUUACCUUUUGACACAUUUUCACUGGUCAAUACGACAUCCCCACUGUUAUGGAAAUGAGAAAUGUUAUCCACAUAUAAAUGCUUUGAAUUAGAAAAUGCCCGUUUUUUUACUGCAGCAUUAAUGAUGCAUUUUCACCGAACCAACUAAUCCAUUUGUUUUGUACCUUCCAGGAAAAGAAAUGUACAAUAUAAUAACUGAUGUAGUUUUUACUUUAGAAAGAGGAACAGAAAAUAACACUGCUUCUACAUAUUGUAGAUGUGUUAAAACAAAGAGGAUCUGUCAUGGCUGAAUGUAAUGGGGCGUUUUUCCUUUGCAUAAGCUUAAUGCUAUUUGCUCCAAGUGCCCAUACAACUAUGGUUAUAUUGAAAGUCUCACUCUGUGCAGCAAAUAGUGUGAUUUGAGGGUUUGGCUUUGUAGAUUUACGCUAUUUUUGAAGCCGAGAAAAGGGCCUAUACUUUCAGUAUCAUAAAGCAGGUGAUAUUCAGAGGGCAACGUGGAGAUGUGAGAGCUUCAAUCUGUGGUAGAUAUUUCCUCUUCUCUUUCUGAAGGGGUUCUAUUCAACUUUUAUACAGGCCUUCUGGUAAGGCUCUAAUUAUAAGAAGAACAAACUGUUCAUAACAACAGUACCUGCAUGGGUAAAUAUUUUAAGCAAAAGGACAGACAAGGGCUUUGAUUCAAACCAGUCUCUAGUUUGGAUGGCACUGAUCCAAUUAACCAGACCGUAAUGGGUUGAUGACGAGUGACAAGAACAUAUCAGCAUUAAGCACCUGGAUAGCAAUGUGUGAUAUUUUGUCCACAAUGACUUCAGUUCACACUGGUUGUUAAAGGAAGGCCUGAUACAAAGGGAAAGGCUUAACAUACUGUAUGUAGCUUUAACAAUAGUCACUUUGAAUAACUUGUGUUCUUGUUUUUUUGCCAGAUAAUGCUUCUCUGGUUAUAGGAAUAAUGUAAUAAAGUACAAGUAGUGAUUCUGUACUUUCAGUCAGGGUAGUGAUGGCAAGGUUAGUGAGUUAAGAUGUUCACAGGUUUAAAUGAGGAAAUCAGAGACAUUUUCAAGCAAGCUAAAGUUCAAGUGCUCUGCAAAGACUUCUGGAGAUCCUUUCAAAGUGUCUGCUGAACUAGAGAGGGGUUUGAGAUGAACCAGGGGAAAUGGAUCAGUCAUCCAGAUCCCAUUUAAACUAGGGAGGAAUUAGCACUGUGUAAUGUCUUUUCAUUUCUUAAAAUAACAGUACAGCAUUUAAUAUAUACAUUAAUACCACUGGACAGUCUCAACAUCUGUCCUCCAACACAGGAGCAUCCACCCUUAGACGCUAGAUUGAACACGUUUCUAUAGCAAUAACUAACUAGUUCAGGUGUUUGUUUUUUUAUAAAGAAGUGUGUA
Notothenia coriiceps (black rockcod) is the source of this 4598-nucleotide messenger RNA. It is a transcript of the gene mtmr10, whose product is annotated as myotubularin related protein 10. The record is from RefSeq and is a predicted model, not a curated record. Gene Ontology annotation, cellular component: membrane; cytoplasm. The coding region runs from base 466 to 2763 and encodes 765 amino acids. The transcript is spliced from 16 exons. NCBI's taxonomy places the organism in Eukaryota, Metazoa, Chordata, Actinopteri, Perciformes, Nototheniidae. Gene Ontology annotation, biological process: phosphatidylinositol dephosphorylation.